Messenger RNA from Saprolegnia diclina VS20, 1020 nucleotides. RefSeq lists its product as hypothetical. The coding region runs from base 1 to 1020 and encodes 339 amino acids. The transcript has a single exon. The record is from RefSeq and is a predicted model, not a curated record. Gene Ontology annotation, molecular function: protein dimerization activity. Lineage: Eukaryota; Oomycota; Saprolegniomycetes; Saprolegniales; Saprolegniaceae.
AUGGAGAAGCCGAGCACGCUCGUGGCGCCGGUCACGCCGUCGACGGGGUACGUCAAGGACGAGGACGGGAAGGCGCCGCUGUACCCGAUGCACAUCAACCUCAACGUGAUCAACAACGCGCCACCGCGCAUCAACACCAACUACCCGCGGGCGGACCCGUUCGGCUUUGAGAUGGACAUGAAUACGCCGUGCGAGAGUCCCGUGUACAGCGACGCGCAGACGCCCGGCGGGUCCAUCGACGUCUCCAAGAAGCAGCGCCACAACUUGCGUGAGCAGCGACGAAUCUUUCGCAUUGGCACGCAGUUUGAGCAGCUCAAGAAGAAGCUUGAAGGCGUCGGGUUUGUCUCGUCCAAGAAGGACAAGCACAGCAUCCUCCAGGCGACGAUCGAAUACAUUGCCGCGCUCGAGCGCGAAGCCAACGCGGCCGGCAUUGGGCCGCCGCCGCCCCCGACGACCGGUGGCAGCUGCAAGGUCGCGACGCCUGCAACGUUGCCCCGCGGCCACUCGAAAGAAAAUUCGAUGCUCAGCAUGAACGCGUCCAACCACUACAUGUUUAACGCGAUGGCGUCGCCCGUGCCGACGCCGAUGGCCAUGGACUACAUGUGGGCGCUGCCGACGGGCGCGCCGCAAGUGCUCCCGGCCGCCCCGCUCGAGACCGUGGACGAGUCGUCGGCGACGUUCAAGAACGUGUUUUUCCAAUCGAGCAUGCCCGCGCUCAUCACCAAGCUCGACGGCACGAUCGUGGAGGCAAACCACUUGUUCUUGGAGCUCUCGCAGGCCAAGUACGACGAGCUGCGCCUCCACAGCCUGUACACCAUGUGCGCGCCGUCCGACGCGCCCAAGAUGCACACGCUCGUCGCCAAGAUCCUCAGCUGCGAAGUCAGCUCUGCCCAAGCCAAGAUGUCGUGGCGCUUUGGGUCGAGCUCGCUCGAGCGCAAGGUGUUUGUGUCGGUCUCGGUCAUCCGCGACGACGCUAUGCAGCCCGUGAACGUGCAGUGCUGCAUCCUGCCCCUGUCCUAA